UCUCCCACAUUCUUCUUCGCAAUUACUCAGUUGACAAUGAUAACUACUUCAAGUUUGUGUUCAAACCCACUUCCCAAAUUCCUUUACACUUUUUAAGUCUCACUCUUUUCUUUUCCAAAAAGACUCAAUCUUUUUUCAAACAAAACCAUCAAGUUUCGAUCUUUGCUUUGCUUUGGAACCGUUUCUCAGUUUUUUUCUACAUAAACAACACAAAUUUUCAAUCUUUGAGUCAGACCCAGAAUUUUUUUUAUUACUUUCUUGUUGUAAAUUUCAUGGAUUUCUACAGUUGCAUUGCUAGAAGAACUCGUUCUGGGACAGACUUGUACUUCAGAACAAUCUCUCAGGGUAGUUCCAGUGCGAGAAGAGCUUCGUCAAGAGGGAGUGAUUCUCGGACCAAUGUGGAAGAUAGAGCAUCUGGGUGUGGAUCAGCAUCGAAUUCAGAGGUAAGAAAGAGUGGAAGGAAGAGAAAAAAAGUUACUUUUUAUGAACCCGAUGAUGAGGAUGAUUGUCUGUUUGUUGGUGAGGGAGAGAGUAGGGAGGAACAGGGGGAUUCUGUUUUGUUUGGUUCUCAAUUGAGGACUGAGAAAGCCAAAAAAGGUAGAUUUGGGUCUAGUGUAGAUGGCCCAGGUGGAUUGUUUGGAGAGAAAGAUAUGGAGGAUGGGGAUGAUGAUAAAGUAGAGGUUAUUGUUAUAGAUGAAAGUGAUGGUAGUAGCAGUGAGGAUGACUUUUAUGGUUAUGAGAAUUCAGGAGAUGAGAUAAGGUCUGAGCCUGAUUCAGCAGCGGCGGCCUUUGGUGAUGAAAACGUUAUCAAUGUUGAUGGGGAGCCAUUUGAGAUGAAAAAAGGAGCAUAUGAGAAUUCAGGAGAUGAGAUAAGGUCUGAGCCUUACUCCGCGGCGGCUUUUGGUGGUGAAAACUUUAUCAACGUUGAUAAGGAACCAUUUGAGAUGAGAGAAGGUGGUUAUGAGAAUUCAGGAGAUGAUAUAAGGUCUGAGCCUUGUUCGGCGGCGGUGUUUGGUGGUGAACACGUUAUCAAUGUUGAUGGGGAACCAUUUGAGAAGAAAAAAAGUGCUUAUGAGAAUGCAGGAGAUGAGAUAAGGUAUGAGCCUUAUUUGGCAGCAGCUUUUGGUGGUGAAAACUUUAUCAUUGUUGAUAAGGAACCAUUUGAGAUGAAAGAGGGUGCUUAUGAGAAUUCAGGAGGUGAGAUAAGGUCUGAGCCUGAUUCAGUGGCAGUGGCUUUUGGUGGUGAAAACGUUAUCAAUGUUGAUGUUGAACCAUUUGAGAUGAAAGAAGGUGCUUAUGAGAAUUCCGGAGAUGAGAUAAGGUCUGAGCCUGAUUUGGCAGCGGCUUUUGGAGGUGAAAAGGUUAUCAAUGUUGAUGGGGAACCAUUUGAGAUGAAAAAAAGUGCUUAUGAGAAUGCUGGUGAUGAGAUAAGGUAUGAGCCUUAUUUGGCAGCGGCUUUUUGUGGUGAAAACUUUAUCAUUGUUGAUAAGGAACCAUUUGAGAUGAAAGGAGGUCUUUUCGAGAAUCCAGGAGGUGAGAUAAGGUCUGAGCCUGAUUCAGUGAAGGCGGCUUUUGGCAGUGAAAACGUUAUCAAUGUUGAUGCUGUACCAUUUGAGAAGAAAGAAGAUGCGUAUGAGAAUUCAGGAGAUGAUAUAAGGCCUGAACCUGAUUCUGCGGCAGCUUUUGGUGGUGAAAAGGUUAUCAAUGUUGGUGAGGAACCAUUUGAUAUGAAAGAAGCUGUCGAAAGUAUUGAUCUUACCAAAGAUGAUGAGAAUGAUGACUUUGAUGACUUUGAGUUAAUUGGAAGAGCUGGAAUUGGUAGCAGGCUGUGGAAAUCAGAUCCUGCUGGAUUGGAAAGCUUUGGUUUGGAGAGUCCGAUGGUGUCCAAAUGGAUUUUUGGUGAAAGUAGUUGUGUGACUCCCGUUGAAAAGAAGUUUGAAUCAUUGCGUGAUAAAGGGAAGAAUGUGUUGGAAAAAGAUGGUGGAAAUGACCAAGAUGUUUCAGGGGUGUCUCCAAUGCCUUCAAAAGUUGGUGAGAGUAGUUUUGAAAGCUUUGAUUUGACGAGUCCAGUAGUGUCCAAAGGUAAAGCUAAUGGUAAUAAUCGUGAAAAAAAGGAGUUUGAAUCACUGGGGAAUGAUAAAGGGAAAAAGGCGAUGGAGAGUGAUGGUGGGAAUGGCCAAGAUGUUUCAGGAGUGUCUCCAAUGCCUUCAAAAGUUGGGGAGAGUCCGUUGGAAGUCAGUGAGAGUGAGAGUAGUUCUGAAAAGGAUUCUGAUAUUUUUUCGUCUUCGAGUAGUAGCGAUGAUGAUGAUAGUCAAGAUGAGGAUUAUAAGGUGAAUAAGGUGGAUUACACAACUAGUGAGGAUGAGGGUUUGUCAUUUGAUGAUGAUGAUGAUGAAUUAUCUGAUUUCGUUGAAGAAAAUGUUGCUGACAGUAGGAAUGAGAAGGAAGCAAGUGUGUGUAAAGAGGAUGAGAAGAAAAGCAAUCAGCUUGAGCCUCCUUUGAAGAAACGUAAGUUUUCUAGUAGGGAGAAUGAGGCAGAGGUUGUGACUGAUAACAAAGACAUGGGUGCUCCCAUUGUAGAGGAGGAAAAAGAUAAAGGUGUUGCAAUGGACGAGUGCGUGGAGGAGAGGGAAAAGGAGCACGAGGUAGAGAAUCAAGCCAGCACAUUCUAUGAAAAGAAUGAAGAAACUGGAGAUGAAGGUGCUGCAAUGGGCGAGUGCAUGGAGGAAGUGGAAAAGGAGGUUGAGGCAGAGAAUGAAGCCAGCCCAUUUUGUGAAAAGAAUGAAGAAACUGGUGAUGAUAGUGCCACAAAGGAAGAGUGCAGCGAGAAGGAGGUUGAGGCUGAGAUUGAUGCCAGCUCAAUUUGUGAAAAGAAUGUUGAAACUAGAGAUGAUGGCUUCACCGAUGAAGUUUGUGGGAACAAGGAAGAGGAGGAGGAGAUUGAGGCAGAUUACGAAGCCAGCUCAAGUUGUGAAAAGAUUUCUGAAACUAGAUAUGAUGGUGGCACAGUGGAAGAGCGCGGAAAGGAGGAUGAGGGUGCGAAGGAAAGGUGCAGGGAGAAGGAAGAGGAAAAGGAGGUUGAGACCAGCUCAAUUGGUGAAAAUAAUGGUGAAACUAGAGACGAUGGUGCCACAAAGGAAAUGUACUGGGAAAGGAAAGCUACUAAGAGGGUUGGUGUGCCUUUUUUUUCUGGUAGGGAAAGGAAAGCUACAAGGGUUGGUAUGCCUGUUUUUUCUAGUAAGGAAACUGAGAAGAAGCAGCGGUUAGUCACUCGGUCUUCAGUGAAGAGGAUUAAAAUUCCUGGUGAGAAAAGUAAUUUGUCUGGUACUGGCCGUCCCACUGCAGCAUCUAGAGAGAACAUUAAGAAAGUAUAUGGCUCAACGGCCACUGCAGCAUCUAGGGAGAGCCUUAAGAAAGUAUAUGGUUCAACUAAGACUGCUAAGGAGGUGGAGGAGGGUGAUUCAAGAAAUGAUGAAUUCAUUGUUGGCAGGGCGGAGAAGGCACAAAAGUCUCUGCAUUCUUCAACUAAAUUCUCUGAGGAGAGCAAGAAACAGGAAUGGCAAGAUGAACAGGAAGAGGAAGAGAAGGGGAAGGGGGAUAAAAUAGGUCCAGAAGGUAGAGACUUUAGUUGUAAGAGAAAGGGAGCUGGUGGGCUGAAAGAUACGAAUAUUUUCAGACUUCUUCUUGAUUCCAUUACAGAAAAAGGAGAGGCUAUUACGGAUCAUUUAGUGUCUUCUGAUGAAGAGACUACUAAUGAAGAAGAUACUACUAAUAGACCUAAAGCUGCAGAUGCACAGCCACUUCCUCUGAAGUUUACUUUUGGUGUUGAAGAGCCUGAAACAUUGGAGAAAUCAGAAUCUGAAAAAGAGUUGGAUAUGUUGUGGGCUGAGAUGGACUUUGCUCUCAAGUCCCUUGAAAUUGGUUCCUCUGUGGUUGAGGACGAGGAAAUGAAUGAAGUAGAAAAUGGAGCAAAUUUGGAAACCCUUUGUAAGCAUGACUUAAUCCUGGAUGAGCAAAUUGGAAUAAAAUGCAGAUUUUGUUCCUUCAUAAUGCUUGAGAUUAGAUAUGUGUUGCCACCUAUGGCAAAGUUUGCUUCCGAAGGAUUGGGCAGGAAAAGUUCAUAUAGUGGGGAGAAUGUCUCAAUGUUUGAUGGGGUUCAACUUCAAGAUUUGAGUAGUAAUCCUGGAGACUCAUUCAACCAAACAAAAGGGACAAUAUGGGACAUCAUCCCCAAUAUUAAAAGUAGCAUGUAUCCACACCAACAGGAAGGUUUUGAGUUCAUAUGGAAGAACUUGGCAGGAACCACUGAAGUUGAAAAGUUGAAGAGUUCUGAUCCUGAUAAUGUUGGUGGUUGCAUUAUUUCACAUGCCCCUGGAACCGGUAAAACCCGGCUAACCAUUGUUUUCCUCCAGACGUAUUUGGAAAUGUUCCCAAAAUGCCGCCCAGUAAUUAUUGCUCCGGCCAGCCUACUUCUCACUUGGGAGGAAGAGUUUAAAAAAUGGAACGUUGGAGUUCCAUUUCACAACCUGAACAGCCUGGAGUUCUCAGGAAAGGAGAGUGCGGUUGUUGUCAAAUUUCUGGACAGAAGUAGGCACCAAAGCCAAAACAAGAAUGACAUUCGCAUGGUAAAAUUGUUCUCCUGGUGUAAGGAUAAGAGCAUACUAGGGGUUAGCUACAGUUUGUAUGAAAAGCUUGCUGGAGAAAAAUUCAGAAAGGAUGAUGGAACCAAGAAGAGAAGUAAGGUUAAGAGGGAAACAGAAACUGAAGAUUUGAGGAACUUUCUGCUUGACUUGCCAGGCUUGUUAGUUCUUGAUGAAGGUCACACACCUAGAAAUCAAAGGAGUAGCAUUUGGAAGGUUCUCUGUGAACUUCAAACCAAAAAGCGGAUCAUCCUCUCAGGGACUCCUUUCCAAAACAAUUUCCUCGAGCUCUAUAAUACAUUGUGCUUAGUAAGGCCAGGAUUUGCAGACACAACCCCUUCAAACCUUAAAAAACUCUGCCAAAGGAGACUGAUGAGAGAAAAAAGAGUCAAGGGAGAGGUACUAGAUUCCACCAGCAAUUCAACAGGCAGUCUUGCUGAUGAGGAAAUAAAGCAGUUCAAAGCACUUAUGGCACCAUUUGUUCAUGUACACAAAGGUAGCAUUCUUCAAAAGAAUCUUCCUGGACUGAGAGAUUGUGUGGUGGUUUUGAAUCCACCGGAUUUGCAGAAGCGGCUGCUAGAGGGCAUUCGAGGUACCUCAAACACAUUUGAAUUUGAACAUAGGUUAGCGUUGGCCUCUGUCCACCCUUCUCUGUUUCAGUGCAUGUCUUUAACCAAGAAAGAAGAAUCCAUCCUUGACCAGGAUUGGUUGGAAAGGCAAAGGCUAAAUCCUAAUGAAGGCGUUAAAACCAGAUUUUUAAUGGAGUUUGUUCGACUGUGUGAUACGGUUGAUGAAAAAAUUCUGGUGUUCAGCCAAUUCAUUGAUCCAUUAUGUUUGAUAAUGGACCAACUAAAUUCACUUUUAAAUUGGUGUGAAGGGAGGGAAUUGCUGUAUAUGCAUGGUAAACUAGAUCAAAAGACUCGCCAAUUCAUGAUAAAUAAAUUCAAUGAUCCAAACAGUGAAGCAAAAGUAUUGCUAGCUUCGACAAAGGCAUGUUCUGAGGGCAUCAAUUUGGUAGGUGCUUCAAGGGUUGUUCUGCUUGAUGUUGUUUGGAAUCCGUCUGUAGAGAGGCAAGCAAUAAGCAGGGCAUAUAGAAUUGGCCAAAAGAAAGUGGUCUAUACUUACCAUCUCAUCACACGGGGGACUACAGAAUGUGACAAGUAUUGCAAACAGGCUGAGAAAGAUCGUCUAUCUGAGUUGGUGUUUUCUUCUGAGAUGGUGGUUUCUUCUACCAACAAGGAAAAUGACAAGCAAAAGAGUCCGGCUGUAGUUUCAGAUGAUAAAGUACUGGAUGAGAUGAUACGGCAUGAUAAGCUCAAAGAUAUGUUUGAGAAGAUCAUCUACCAGCCAAAGGAGUCAGAUUUAGUUGAAAGUUUUGGUUCUAUGGUUCUUCCAUGAAAAUAGUUGAAUCUUAUGAUGCCCUUCAAUUAAGAUCGUUGGGGACCCAGCCUACUUGUCUUGGAACAGAAAUCCAGCAGGAAAUAUGAAUUAUAAUAUGUCUGAUUUGCAAAUGUUUUACUUUUGAACUGUCAUACUAGGUCGAGCCUUAUGAUCUGUUUAGAUUGAGGGAGAGAGAGGGGGAGUAGAGUAGAGUAAA
Quercus lobata is the source of this 6237-nucleotide messenger RNA. RefSeq names its product SNF2 domain-containing protein CLASSY 3-like. The transcript is spliced from 4 exons. Gene Ontology annotation, molecular function: ATP binding. Lineage: Eukaryota; Viridiplantae; Streptophyta; Magnoliopsida; Fagales; Fagaceae. Gene Ontology annotation, biological process: gene silencing by siRNA-directed DNA methylation. The record is from RefSeq and is a predicted model, not a curated record. The coding region runs from base 273 to 6038 and encodes 1921 amino acids.